Messenger RNA from Acanthochromis polyacanthus (spiny chromis), 3367 nucleotides. Its product is annotated as zinc finger protein 883-like. NCBI's taxonomy places the organism in Eukaryota, Metazoa, Chordata, Actinopteri, Pomacentridae. Gene Ontology annotation, molecular function: RNA polymerase II cis-regulatory region sequence-specific DNA binding; DNA-binding transcription activator activity, RNA polymerase II-specific. The record is from RefSeq and is a predicted model, not a curated record. Gene Ontology annotation, biological process: regulation of transcription by RNA polymerase II. The transcript is spliced from 2 exons. Gene Ontology annotation, cellular component: nucleus. Bases 127 to 1986 code for a protein of 619 amino acids.
AGAAAGUAAGUCAGUGUUUCUGCCAGAACUUCACAGUGUGACACCCGGCGGAUGUAAACAAAGACGCAUGAGCAGAGUUAGCUUUACUGCUGUGUGGACUGAGCUAUAAAACGGCUGUAUUAUAGUAUGAAUGAGAAAUAUCAGAGCGUUAAAGUAACGAUGUGUUCAGUUGAGUAUCUGAGAGAGUUGAUCAGCGACAGACUAACUGCUGCUGCUGGAGAAAUAUUCUCAGAGUUUGAAAAAAACAUCGUCCAGUACCAGGAGGAGAUCGAUCGUCAGCGCAGACUGCUGGAUGUCAUCUGGAAACCACACAUCCCCUUACAACCCAUAGAGCUCCCACAGUCUUAUGUCUGUGAGAAUGAGAAGACUGUUGUUGACCAUCAGCCCCAUGACCAGGAGAAAAACUCCAUGGUGGAUCAUGAGGACCCAGAGCCUCCACGGAUUAAAGAUCAGCAGGAGGAACUCUGCACCAGUCAGGACCAAUCAAACCCAGAGAUUUCUCAAAUUAAAAUGGAACAGGAAGAAUUGUGCACCAGUCUGCACCAAUUAGACCCAGGGUUACCACAAAUUAAAGUGGAACAGGAUGAACUCUGCUCCAGUCAGGAUGAAGAGUUAAUUGGAUUGAAACAAGAGACUGAUACCUUUGAGGUGACUCCUGCUGAUGAGGAAAGUGACCACAGUGAACCAAAACCAAACAGUGAUCAGCUCCUGUUUCACAUCUCUUGUGUAGCUGAGAGCCCAGAUCAGGAAGGAUGCAAGGAUGUAGACUCAGGAUCAACUAGAUCUAUCGAGCUGAAACCAAGACAUCAGAGUAACAACAGUCACAGUAAUGAUGUAGACAAUGCUCCAACAUCAGCGAGACAGUGUGAUAAUGACAAGGCAAGAAAAUCUGCAACUUGCAAAGUCUGUGGAAAAGCUUUUAGUCGUAAAUCAGAUUUAAUCAAACAUCACAGAACCCACACAGGUGAGAAACCAUAUUCUUGUGAAACCUGUGGGAAAAGCUUCAGUCAACGGACCCAUUUGACUGCCCACAUGAGAUGUCACACAGGUGAGAAGCCAUAUUCUUGUGAAACCUGUGGACAAAGCUUCAGUCAACGGACCUCUUUGACUGACCACAUGAGACUUCACACAGGUGAGAAGCCAUAUUCUUGUGGAACCUGUGGGAAAAGCUUCAGUCAACGGACCCAUUUGACUGCCCACAUGAGAUGUCACACAGGUGAGAAGCCAUAUUCUUGUGAAACCUGUGGGAAAAGCUUCAGUCAACGGACCCAUUUGACUGACCACAUGAGACUUCACACAGGUGAGAAGCCAUAUUCUUGUGGAACCUGUGAAAAAAGCUUUAGUCGACGGACCUCUUUGACUGAACACAUGAUACAUCACACAGGUGAGAAGCCAUAUGCUUGUGGAACCUGUGAAAAAAGCUUUAGUCGACGGACCUCUUUGACUGAACACAUGAGAUGUCACACAGGUGAGAAGCCGCAUGUUUGUGGAACCUGUGAAAAAAGCUUUAGUCGACGGACCCAUUUGACUGAACACAUGAGAUGUCACACAGGUGAGAAGCCAUAUGUUUGUCACAUUUGUGGAAAAAGAUUUUCUGGUUCAUCAGCACAUAAUCGGCACAUGGCAGUUCACAAAAUGGUAAAGCCAUAUUCUUGUGGCACCUGUGGAAAAAGCUUCAGUCAACGGCGCUCUUUGACUGACCACAUGAGACAUCACACAGGUGAGAAACCAUAUGUUUGUAACAUUUGUGGAAUAAGAUUUUCUGGUUCAACAGCACAUAAUAGGCACAUGGCAGUUCACAAAAUGGGAAAGCCAUAUUCUUGUGGAACCUGUGGUAAAAGCUUUAGUCAUCAGACCUAUUUGACUGUCCACAUGAGAUGUCACACAGGUGAGAAGCCAUAUUCUUGUGGAACCUGUGGGAAAAGCUUCAACUGGAGUUAUCGAUUAAAAGCCCACAUGAGAAUCCACACAGCUGAGAAGUCGUGAUCCUGAAACAUCUGUGGAAAACAUAAUGUGAGAAUUAAGGUUGAAACAACAUGUAAGAAUUGGUAUAGGUUAAAAGUAGAUGUAUAUAUAUAUAUGUAUACAUGUAUAUAUAAUAUAUGUAUAUAUUUUAGAUUUAUAGCACCUUUAGUCCGUGCUUCAACAACAAUUGUGAGGAAGUAUGUAAGCAAUCCUUGAUGAUUAGACCAGAUGGAGUCUGGACUGUGGUGGUGGAGCAGGCAGAAGAACCAAACUGAAUGUCUGGAUGGAUAUGGUAUUGGUACAGACUGCUACAUUUCUGCUAUCACGACAUCCUUCAUCAGCAGAGCACUGAUUGGAGAUAAUGUGAAGCUGUUUGGAACAUUUUCACUUUCUGCUGAGAGAACAUGGCUGUUCAGGUGUGAACAUACUGCUGGAAUCCACUCAGCUUGAGCUCUGCUGUCUUUCAAGUAAAAGGAGGCAACGAGAUACAGAGACAUUGUGACAGUAGGACACAACAGAGUGUGUCAUUGCAGCAGAGGAGAUCUGGAUGUGAAAUAAAGUUGUAAUAAAAAGUCUGCAGCUCCAUGACUGCUUCAUGAAAUGUUUUGUAUGUUUUCAAACAGAUGAACAUUUACAAGUUGUUUAAUAAUUAAUGUAACAUUGAAGAUCCCCAGCAAGAAUAACUCUGAGUCAGAUAUCAAAGACAUAACCAACAUUAUUAUGUUUUCAAGCAACAGACACGUGGUUUUACUAGUAGUAGCUGAUACACUCCUGCAAAUGUCAAAACCAGAAAUGUUAAAAACAGGUGAAGCUGUGCUGCAGUUUCUGCUGGUUACAUAAAGGUCUUAUGUUAUUUAUUUCUUCUAUUGUCACCACAUAGGUCAUCUGUGUGAUUUGUUCGUAGGAUCUCAUUGUGUCGUCAUACAGCACAUUGAACCCUUGUAUUGUCUGAACGUCCUGAACACUCCUCCUGUCCUCAGGGUCAGAAAUGACCUGCCUCCACUGAGCCUCUAAAAUAGAGCAGCUUAAUGGAAUUUUUAACCAAAAAUCUAUUUUACAUGAAGAAACAACUUGUCAUUUAUCACACACUUUGUGAAUGCCUGUUUUUGCUUCCUCAGAGGGUAGAAAGACUGUAUUUAAUCAGUGAACACCAUUCGUUUUUAUACCAUUGUUCAUGCUGUAACUGUUUUCUUUCUUUAAGUAGAGGUUUAUUAUCACUAUUAUUGCUGCUAAAGGUACUGCAUAGGUGUAAACAUUUCUUGUUUUGCAAGAGAUAAUACUUCUAUAGCCUAAUAAAGUACCAGAAAUGUGCAGAAGUGAACUUGAAAUGCAUUUUUGAAGGGAAACAACAGUGUACUGUAUACUGUACAAUGGAAUAUAAAACUACAAAACUCAACAACCA